This is a messenger RNA of Anopheles stephensi (Asian malaria mosquito), 4428 nucleotides long. Its product is annotated as zonadhesin-like. The record is from RefSeq and is a predicted model, not a curated record. NCBI's taxonomy places the organism in Eukaryota, Metazoa, Arthropoda, Insecta, Diptera, Culicidae. Bases 196 to 4353 code for a protein of 1385 amino acids. The transcript has a single exon.
GGUUAUCCGUGGUAUUGUUAAUCGCGAUUGUGGGUGAUCGGGAAAUUCUUUAUAAGGAUCCAGCAACCAGGAAGACGAUCAGUGCAAUCAGAAGUGUCCACCCGGUGGGCACUAACCUAACCGAACUCCGAAGUGCGUAAUGUAGAAAGUGAACCAAGUGUGUUAAAAGUGAAGCAAAUCGAACAGUGCCUAAAAAUGAGCAGAACUAGCCAACUCUCAGUGAUUCUAUUGCUCGCUAUCGCUGCAACGGGGACGACACACAGCAACAAGCGUUCCGUGAAGAAAAUGAUCCUGCUUGAUCGUACACCCGUGUUACCGGAAAAGGUGCGCUUGCUAACGGAAUGUGCCAGCGGAAGUGUGAACUGUACGCGUACCUGCCCCGACAGCUACACCAUCGAUGCACAGCAGCAGUACUGUCGUCCGAAGCGUCAGGGCCAGGGCCAUGGCAGUUGUCCACCCGGCUACAUUCAACGUGCCGGUGCCGGUGGAGCGAGUGGUUGUGUGCUGGAAGAAAUUCAAUGUCCACCGGGCAGUACGCGCGAAGGGAACCGGUGCAUCGUGCGAAGUUACAGCUGCCCGACCGGUUACGUUCAACGGGGCCAGAACUGCGUACGGGACAACAUCUGCCAGCCGGGGUAUCGGUGGGAAAGUGGGCUGUGUUUUCCCGCCUCGGCAAGAAUCUUCUGUCCGCCCGGGUUUACGGAGCAACAUCCGGGUGGCAAUUGUGCACCUUCGGCUUGCUCGGACUGUUGCGAUUGUAGGGAUGAGGUGCUGGCGACCGUUUGUCCUUCCGGGUACACCAACCAGUGGGGACGUUGUGUGCGGCUUCAGCAAGCAUCACCGGACCUAAGGAUCCACUCCGUCACGUACCGACUGCCGGUGGAGUGUGCCGCGGGUCAAACGUUCAACGGUGGGCAUUGUGAAACGUUGAGCACGAUCGGGCGACCUGUCUGUAGGGCGGGUCACUUCUACAACGGUUCGUGCGUGGAGGUUGCCAAGUGUAUGCGCGGUACGCUGAACAACGUGUGCUCCUGUGAGCUCGAGCAACAUGUGGCUAGUUCUUGUACGGUCGGGAAACUGCAGGACGGAGUGUGUGUCUUAGCACGAGCGCACUGUAGAGCACCGGCACGCCUUCGGAAUGGGGUGUGCGUACGGGAAGCGAAAUCCCGUACCACCUGUCCGGAUGGUGGAGUGCCGUUUCAGAAAGAGUUUUGCGCACUGGAGACACCACGGUGUGGCCGGGGCUUCGUGCUAGAUGAGCAUGGUCUCUGCCGCAAGGGAACGCCGUGCGCGUUCGAGUGUGGUCCUUAUCAGCGACGGAAUCGUUGGUGUGGCCUUCCAGCUAACUGUCCGGAAGGGUAUACGCUGAGCGAAGCGGGUCACUGCAUCCGGGAAACGGUCCGUCCCGCUUACAGCUGCCCCGAGGGAACAAUCGAGCGGGGUGAAAGAUGCGUCAGUGUGACGCCGAUCUGUCGCUCGAACUUCCGGUACGAUCCGUCCGUUGAUCUGUGCGCACGCUGCGAGGAACGAUCGAUGGCGUGUGGACGAGGAAAUUUAACCGGUGGACACUGUGUGUGGAGCGAACCGGCAUGUCCUGCCGGGUACGAGUGGAAGGAUAGUAUGUGCGUGCGGAACGACACCCGGAAGUACCACUGUCGGAAGGGAUACGAGCAUGGCGAGCAGUGUGUGCAUGGGGAACUUUCCUGCCCAACUGGGUACGAACUGCAGGGUGAAAGUUGUAUCAUUCGUGAGGAUGUCCACUGUCCGGAGGGAUCUUACCCGCUGGAUGGUCGGUGUACAAUCGCGAAGGAGUGCCCGGAAGGAUUUCAACCUGGGGCGGAUGCUUGCGUACGGGAAACGAGACGACUUGCUAACGCCAGCCAACCGACUUGUCCCGCUGGGUACGUUUACGAUGGAGAUGUUUGCGUUCGGCGAUCGGUAGUGGAAGCAUCGAUCAAUCGAAAGGAAGCGGUAUGCCCGGAUGGUUACGAGCGUGGAAGGGAUGGCGAUUGUGUGAGGCUGGUGCGCACGUUCCCGGUAUGUCCACCGCGGACAAUCUACACCGAUCGUAGCGAUCGUUGCUACUGUGAGGUUGAUCUUAUGUGCCCAACAGGGUACGAACGAACCGGUACGGACUGUACGUUCCGAGCGGCUGGUUACACUUCGCUCGUGAACUUCCUUAACCCGUGUUACGGAGCGUUCUGUGGCGGUGGUGGUGCAUACUGCAUCACCCAGUGUACAUUCCCACCGUGUCCUUUUGAACCUUGUGCUGCUGGUGGGCCAGCCCUUACCGCUACUUUCGGGCCACGUGCAAGCCGCUGUCUUACUCCGGGAGUCGGUGACGAAGAUUGUCCACCACAGACGGUCAUUGGACUCGUCUGUCCGCCCGGGUAUGAGCGAGUGAAUAGCUCCUGUCUCGCGUACUACGACAAAGUUUGCCCGGAAGGAUAUGAACUCGAUGGGGAUGAGUGUACGCGUUCCAUCCAUCUUGCACCCGUUUGUCCAUCGGGAUAUCGUGCGGUGCCGGGAUCGGGAUCUUGCAUUCAGGCUUCCUGUCCUAAUGGGUACAAACUAACGGGAACCGGAACGACGUGUGAAAAGCGAGAGCUUCGCUCACCGAAAGCUUGCUCGCCGGGGUGGGAUUUCUUCCAGGGCGCUUGCUACCGAAGAUCACUCUGCCGGAAUGGCACCAUCGAAGGGGCGUACUGCGUGGAGCGAGAGUUUGCACGUCCCACCUGCCCGGACGGUUACAUCCAGCGGAGUGAGGACUGUGCAACGGAAGGAACCUGCCGUACGGUUGGAGCUGUCCUUAUCGAUGGAAUGUGUGUACAGAUUGCGGACCCGGCACCCUGUCCGGAUGGAACCUACCGCCAUGGGAAGCAUUGCGUGUAUCCCGAUGCACCCGAGUGUGAAGAUGUGCAGUACGUCGCUACCGAGUGCAGUUCGGAGGUGGACUCGCGUGGCUACUGUUGGCAUCGAUCGGCACCAACCUGCCCGCAAGGGUAUCGACUGCGGGACGAUCGAUGUAUUUCGUGCCAGACGGAGAAACCUAACUGCCCAUCCAACAUGGCCAUUCGACAGGAGAUGUGUACCGCGGAGCGAGUGAUCUGUCCCGCCGGUCAUUUUCUACGUGAUGGACACUGUGUCACGCUGCACGUCACUCGUCCACGCUGCCCAGCUGGAGAGUACACGCUAUGCAACGGUUUCUGUAUCGUGGCGUAUGCGCACGAAUGCAAAGGAGCUGAGUAUGGGCUGGCCAUUUGUAACCGAGGAUAUCUGUACCAGGGCAAGUGUGUGGAGCAUGGAAGAUGUACGGAUAGCGAUCAUACGCUCGUUAACGGUGAGUGUCAGCUUCGCACAUUCACUGAUCCGUCCUGCCAUGGAAAGGGCUCACGGAUCGGUGAACUGUGUGUCGGUGGAACACCCCAAUGUCCACCGAACUAUGCGCUGACGGGUGGCCAAUGCUACAGUUGCCAUAUUGAAAACGCACAGUGUUCUGCAGGAGGCGCAACGACCUGUUCCGAUAGCUUCUGUCAGCUGGAACCACCGCGCUGCAGUUCUUCGGGGGCUAUUUUCGAUGGACGUACCUGUCGACUGCUCGUCACCAGUAAACCAUCCUGCCCAACGGGAACAACCCCCGAUCGGUACGAAUCAAAGUUCUGCCAGCUAAAAUCGGAACGGGCCGUUUACAACUGUCCCUCAGAGUACCACUACCAGAAUGGCGUUUGCUUGAAAAAGCUGUACAAAAAUCCUUCCUGCCCGACGGACUACAACUUGCGAAACGGUGCCUGCGUGAAGCGCACGUGCACUCGAAUGGCUUCCGGAUCCUCGUGUGCAAUUUCCAUGGCAUCAGGAGCUACAGGAGGCAGUUUAUCCUGUGCGCAGUGCUUGAACGAUACUGCAAGCUCAACCGGCGCUCCAUGGAACUCACAAAGCACAGUGGACACUGUGGAUCUAUGCUGUAUGGUGUACUCACCGCGUAUCUGUCGUAAAUCGGGCGACUGCCAUCAUGAGCAGGAACGGCUGUGUGGUUCCUUCUGCCUAACCGAAGACGAUCGCAUCUAUCUGACGGUGCCGCAUACGAUGCAGAUAGGAACACGAUUGUACGUGGCGCCAACGCAACGGAACAAUGGUGGCGAUGAUUACGAGGACGAGGAGGACGAAGAUGACGAGGAUAAUGAUGUAUUCGCGCGCGAUUGCUCACAGUGCGAAUUUGGACCGGCCAACUGUCCGCGGCGCUGUAGUACGUAUGAUUGUGAGGACGAGGAUGGAGAGGGAUGUAAUUUUAAGGAAGCUACCACAUUCUGCGCUCAGUAUAGGGAGGCGAAAAUCUGUGAACACCUGCGGCGCUAAAUUUUAACUUUACAAUUCCGAUUGUGGGGGGUUAUUGCGUUGAAUAAACAAUGAAAACUAUACUUAAAACCACAA